GGAUGUCUUCUGUAGAAACACAAUAUUCUGACCGGCAUGUAAAGAACUCGUGCAAUCCUCGGCUUGUAGUCGUUGACUUCGUUAAUGAUACAAUUUGGCCGUGAGCUUGUGAUAUCGCACCUGUUUAAAGGGCCACCAGAAAGCAUUUUUUCAGAUUACUGCACUGAAAUCGGUAAGAUAAUAUCCUUAACAAUCAUUUUCAAUCACAUAAAAGCCUGAAAACACCACCUGCACAGAGGAUCACAGACACUGACACCAUGUACAUGGACACGGUUAGGGUGUGAAGGAUAAAAGAAGUUCAAAACCUGGGAUCAUAUGUUUAUUAGGAAAAUAUAUUCGUGACCUCACGGGUUUGACCUCACUGUGUGCAUGCUGGUGUUUGUAGUUUUGCAUCUCGUGCACCGCCAGGGCUUUUAUCUCAAAGUUUGGAGAUAGCAUCUCGUAAUACUAAACUCAACCUGCUGACUCGAUUUAAAAAAACUUGUUGCAUUACUUUGUAUUUUUAAUUCUGAUAUCGACAUAGCUUUUAAAAGAAAAGGUAAGGAUCAAGCUACAGAGGGGUAAGAUGAGACAUAGGGGUUAGUGAGACAGAAAUAGAGUAUGGCGAGGGGGAACUAGAAAAACCAUCAACGAGCUAACGAACUCUCGGUCCCGUGCAUACAUACACGUGGUUAGGUAAGUACUUCCAUAUGUUUGUAAUAUUAGUUUAAGAUAUAUGUCUGUAAAUGUGUUUGUGUCUAGAUUUCUCAGGAUCUCCUACUGCCAGAGCAGCAUUGUCUUCUUCUCACAGCCCUGCUUGUACCUGCAUUCCCUAGGGCAACUAAAUAAGAAGUUUACAUGUAGAUUGUGAAAUGUGUACAAAUGGCGUUUACAAUGUCUCUCAAUGUCUCUCGACACUUGAUGCUGAACUCAGUUUACUAAUCUUCUUUUUGUUUCAGAAUGAUGUUCUCCAGAAAGCGUGCGGGGAUCAUUAUUGUUGUCAGCCUCAUCAUAGUCUUGUCCUGUUGUCCCCCCGCCUCUACGUUCGUCCUCCAUGGCCUCGUGAAACUCCAGACAAGGAUGAGGUGCGACAUGUUUUCUUCCUGAAGGUACACAAAGCAGCCAGCACCACCGUCAUGGGAAUCAUGUUCCGCUUUGCCCUCGACCGCAAGCUCGACGUCCUGGUGCCCAGGGAGGGCAACUUCCUGUCGGAGACACGCCAGAAGAGCUGGACCAGCAUUGGUGUCCCUUUGCCUAAAGGACGGACGCGUUACGACAUUCUGUGCAACCACGUGGUCUUCCAUGAGAAAUCCAUCAUGGAAGUUAUGUACUCGGAUGUCAAGUUUCUGGCCAUAGUCCGAUACCCCUUCAACCAGUUUUUGUCUGCUUUUCAGUUCUUCCGACCAGGCUGGAAGUACCUUAGGAUGAUUUCCGGACCAAACCCUCUUGCCACCUACUUUCAGAAUCCAGACUUGUACGAGCCCCCUAAUCCAAGGGAGUCCUUCACCAACAACCGCAUGAGUGUAGACUUUGGUAUGGACCCAUCGAGGCUGGAAGAUAGAGACUACGUACGAAAGUAUAUCGGCUACCUAGGAAAAGUCUUUGACCUCGUCCUUGUCAUGGAGCUAUUCGACGAGUCCGUCAUCGCCAUGAGACGACUACUGCAAUGGCGACUACAGGAUGUAGUGUACAUACCCGUUAACACCCAGAGACACAAUAGAUCUCCUAUUACCAAAGGGGACAUUAACCUGUUGGCAGCCGACAUCAAUCCCUUAGUCAAUGAGGGUCAUCAGAUUCUUAAUGACACUUGGAUGAAGUUCUUCAGAGCGCGUGUGGGGGUGAUUCUUGCUUUCAGCCUCAUCAUACUUUUCGUCCUGGCGGCCUUCCGCCUUUUCAUUCGUCCUCCAUGGCCUCGUGAAAUGCCAGACAAGGAUGAGGUGCGACAUGUUUUCUUCCUGAAGGUACACAAGGCGGCCAGCACCACCGUCAUGGGAAUCAUGUUUCGCUUUGCCCUCGACCGCAAGCUCGACGUCCUGGUGCCUAUGCAUGGCAACGCCCUGUCGGAGACACGUCUGGAGAGCUGGAACAGAAUUGGUGUCCCUAUGGCCAAAGAACGAACACGCUACGACAUUCUGUGCAACCACAAUCCAGACUUCUACGAGCCCCCUAAUCCAAGGGAGUCCUUCACCAACAACCGCAUGAGUGUAGACUUUGGUAUGGACCCAUCGAGGCUUGGAGAUAGGGACUACGUACGAAAGUAUAUCGACUACCUAGGAAAAGUCUUUGACCUCGUCCUUGUCAUGGAGCUAUUCGACGAGUCCAUCAUUGCCAUGAGACGACUACUGGGAUGGCGACUACAGGAUGUAGUGUACAUACCCACUAACACCCAGACACACAACAGCCUUUUUCAGAACUUUACCCACCAUCACCGACAGAUCCACCGCCAGAUGCGGUUCGCUGACUAUGAGCUUUACGAUUAUUUCUUGAAACGAUUUCAAGAGAAGGUAAAUAGCUUCGGUGGCAAGUUUUUCGAGGAGGUGAGAGUCUUCAGGAGUAUUAGGAAGCAGGUAGAGAGUUAUUGUCGUAAUGGGACAAGCACAUGGCUGGAUAUCGAGGCGACUGAGUGGAAUGAGCGAUUCCGGGUUGACCACAACACCUGCUUUCUCCUCGAAGUUCCUGAGGCAGAGUUUGUUGACUAUGUAAAAUACCAGCAGCUUGUAAGAAUUCGUUGACAGGAAGACAAUACGUUGACAGAAUAUUUUGAAAUACAUUUAAAAUGUCAGCUGUAA
Messenger RNA from Pomacea canaliculata, 2768 nucleotides. RefSeq lists its product as uncharacterized. Gene Ontology annotation, molecular function: galactosylceramide sulfotransferase activity. Gene Ontology annotation, biological process: glycolipid biosynthetic process. The record is from RefSeq and is a predicted model, not a curated record. NCBI's taxonomy places the organism in Eukaryota, Metazoa, Mollusca, Gastropoda, Architaenioglossa, Ampullariidae. Gene Ontology annotation, cellular component: membrane.